AGGUGAAGGCAAAAAUUCACGAUUGACCCGACGACACCAGCCUUUUAAAGACCGACGUCCCCUGCCGCAACAACGUGCCCGCAUACCAAGCCCCCCGAUAUCGAGAACCGCAUCACCUCCCGACAUCAGACAAUAUGAGGCCCAUUCUUUUGGCAGGUCACGAGCGUGCGCUCACCCAGAUCAAGUACAACUCGGACGGCGACCUCAUCUUCUCGACCGCCAAGGAUCAACAGAUUUGCGCCUGGUACGCACACAAUGGCGAGCGUUUGGGAACCUACCACGGCCACGUCGGUGCCAUCUGGACCGUCGACGUCGACCCCACCAGCACCCUGAUUGCUUCUGGUUCCGCCGACAACACGAUGAGACUUUGGGAUGUCAAGACCGGCAAGAACCUCAAGACCUGGGAGUUCCCUACCGCUGUCAAGCGCGUCGAGUUCAACGAGGACGGCACCAAGCUGCUCGGUGUCACGGAGAAGCGCAUGGGUUUCCUUUCCAACAUCAUCGUUGUCGACAUCAACCCCGACCCCGAGGCCGAGCAGAGCGAUGAGCGCGUCCUGACUAUUGUCUGCGACGAGAGCAAGGCCACCGUUGCUGGCUUCAGCUACCUCACCAAGUACAUUAUCGCCGGUCACGAGGACGGUUCCGUGUCGCAGUACGAUGCCAAGAACGGUGACCUGAUCUACAACGAGCCCGUCCACGAGCUUAACACGCCCAUCACGGAUCUCCAGUGGUCGCAGGACAGAACCUACUUCAUCACCGCCUCCAAGGACAAGACGUCCAAGCUCAUCACCGCCAAGGACCUCGAGGUUCUCAAGACCUACACCGCUGAUACCCCCCUCAACAGUGCCACCAUCACACCCAAGAAGGACUUUGUUAUCCUCGGAGGUGGUCAGGCCGCCAUGGAUGUCACCCGUACUUCGGCGAGACAAGGAAAGUUCGAGGCAAGAUUCUACCACAAGGUCUUUGAAGACGAGGUUGGCAGAGUCCGUGGUCACUUCGGUCCUCUGAACACCGUCGCCGCAGACCCCACCGGAAAGGGCUACGCAAGUGGUGGUGAGGACGGUUACGUCCGUGUCCACCAGUUCGACAAGGGCUACUUCGAUUUCAUGUACGAGGUCGAGCGGGAACGGAAGAACAGACAGGAGAACUAAAGAAAGAUUGGGGAAUUUUGGUUGGAAAGAAAAAAAAUUCAAGAGCAAGGCCCCUUCUUUUUUUUCUCUUCUUUCGUCUUUCUUUCGCGGCUUGCAUUAGUACGGCGUUCUGGGAAAUCUCUGGGGGGAUGGUUAGAUUUGGUUUUGUAAAAACCUAGGGCAGUCCGCGAAAACCAAAAACGAAAGUAAAAAGAAGCCUGGUAACACGGAUGAUAUCAAACUUUCCUCCUCUCUACGCUUUUGGGGCGGCGGGAAGAAGCCUUUGAGGAUGAGAUGAACCAAAAUGUAAUGAUGAGAUUUCUGACAAACAACAAGUUAGUACCAUUGAAUGAAAGUCAUGAUGAUAUCCGAA
This is a messenger RNA of Colletotrichum godetiae, 1503 nucleotides long. Its product is annotated as eukaryotic translation initiation factor 3 subunit I. Lineage: Eukaryota; Fungi; Ascomycota; Sordariomycetes; Glomerellales; Glomerellaceae. The record is from RefSeq and is a predicted model, not a curated record. The transcript has 5 exons. Gene Ontology annotation, cellular component: cytoplasm; eukaryotic translation initiation factor 3 complex, eIF3m. Gene Ontology annotation, biological process: cytoplasmic translational initiation. The coding region runs from base 135 to 1151 and encodes 338 amino acids. Gene Ontology annotation, molecular function: translation initiation factor activity; RNA binding; protein binding.